Molecule: messenger RNA, 1470 nt
Organism: Astrephomene gubernaculifera
Lineage: Eukaryota; Viridiplantae; Chlorophyta; Chlorophyceae; Chlamydomonadales; Astrephomenaceae
Source: the annotation of a GenBank genome assembly
CACCAGGAAAACGGUGUGUAGGGCUUGCUGUUAGUCCUAACAUCCUCAAGAUCUCGUGGCGGGAUACACCAUUAACUUGUCCAAGUGCCCGGCGGCACUCUUUUGGCCUAGCGUUCUGUCCUACUCUUGAUCUGGGCACACUACCAGAGGCUAAACACUUACUCUUGGCGCCCUAGCGCGUCAGACUCCUGAACUUCCUUUGGGUGUUUCGGGAGCGCACGCGCGUCUAGCAAAAUGGCGAACACAGCGCUUGUCGUCAUUCUGGAGAAGAUUGCAAGCAAGGAUAAGGAUUUUCGCUACAUGGCGACUUCCGACUUGCUGCAAGAGCUGCAGAAGGACACUUUCAAGGCGGAUGCUGAAUUGGAGAAGAAGCUGUGCGCUGUGGUUCUGAACCAACUGGAAGACCAGUCUGGAGACAUUUCUAACCUGGCCGUCAGCUGCCUGGGCCACCUAGCCCGCAAGGUCGCGGACGUGCGCGCCGAGGAGAUGGUGCGGCAGCUGUGCGACAAGGUCGCGGGCGGCGGCCCCGCCUCCGGCGGCACCAGCGCCGCCAGCAAGGCCCGCGACGCGCAGCGCGAGAUCGCCGCCAUCGGCCUGAAGGCGCUGAUCAAGGAGCUGCAGGGAGGGGGCGGGGGUGGUGCUGCAGGGGGUGGUGGUGUGCCGCACGCCAGCAGCCACCUGGCGAGCAGCGCGGCCACCAUCAUCGCGGGUCGCAUGUUGGAGGGGCUGGCAGCGCACAAGGACGACAGCGAGGUGGUGGGGCACGUGCUGGACAUCCUGACGGAGCUCAUCCAGCGCGCGGGCGGGCUGCUGGGGGCGGAGCACUGCCGCAUGCGGGACGCGCUGCUGGGGGCGCUGGCGGAGGGGCGGCCGGUGAUGAGGAAGCGGGCGCUGCAGGGACUAGCCGCUCUGUCCGUGUUCCUGAGCGACGAGGCGCUGGCGGGCGUGGUGGGCCCCCUGCUGCAGCAGCUGCAGCAGCCCGGACUCAAACCCGACUUUGCGCGCACCUACAUGCAGGCGGUGGGGCAGAUCAGUCGUGCCGUGGGCUACCGCUUCGGCCGCUACCUGGGCACCGCUGUGCCGCUGGCCAUCCGGCACUGCGACAACGCGGCGGAGGGAGAUGACGAGCUGCGGGAGCACUGCCUGCAGGCCCUGGAGGGUUUCGUGCUGCGCUGCCCGCACGACACGCGCCCCAGCCUGGAGGCGCUGCAGGGGGCGGCGCUGCGCUACAUGCGCUACGACCCCAACUACGCGGGCGAGGAGGAGGAGGGCGGGGACGAGGAGGACGAGGACAUGGGGGAGGGGGACGAGGAGGGGGACGAGGACGCGGACGGCGACGACGCCGACGAGUACAGCGACGACGAGGACGUGUCCUGGAAGGUGCGCCGCGCCGCCUGCCGCCUGCUGGCUGCGCUGCUGGCGCGCUACCCGGAUGCGCUGCCGGGGCUGUACGGCGCUGCGCUGGGGGAG